Molecule: messenger RNA, 2508 nt
Organism: Penaeus chinensis
Lineage: Eukaryota; Metazoa; Arthropoda; Malacostraca; Decapoda; Penaeidae
Product: lactosylceramide 4-alpha-galactosyltransferase-like
Exons: 9
Coding region: 410-1615 (401 amino acids)
Biological process (GO): glycosphingolipid biosynthetic process
Molecular function (GO): hexosyltransferase activity
Source: RefSeq, a predicted model, not a curated record
GGGCGGCGGCGACACACACCGGAGCGAAUAUUAGCGACUAGCGACUGCGUGAUCCAUUAAUGAAAUACCCAAGCUUAUCUCAACCUGAAAAUCUAGACCACAGGAACCGUAUACGAGUCUGCUAACGAAAGCAUACUUUUAUUACGACUAUAAAGAUAUGCUUAACUUGACUACCAUGUAAUUAAAGUCACACAAUCAGAUAAUUAAUCGUGAUUUUCAUGAGUAAACCAAGAGAUCUUUACAUCGCACCGAAGAUUGCAGCAUAUGCCAAUCAUCAAAAACAGGGUCAGACAGAGCGUCGCGGCCACUGUGCUGCGAACAGCAUAUGGCUGAGCAACGUUUAUUCAUUUAGUGUUUGGACAUAACCUCCAGGGUUCAUUCUUUAGCGACCUCAUUUAAGGGCUCCAACAUGAUGAAGCGCUGUCUCGGAUAUAUACUCCUGACGACCAUGGCGUGUUCUAUGAUAACAUACUACUUCAUGAAUCCACAAAUAGCCGAGUAUUCCUUCCGGUUGGAUAGUAUAUCAGAGCCCUCAACCACUCACCAUUUUCCUUGGUGGCGUGAGGUCUUGUGUGACGGAACAAAUCAACAAGGUUCCUGGAUGUUAGAAUUGCCCUUGCUACAGAGAGACGUUGAACCUCCUGAAAGUGAUGACAAUAUCUUCCUCGUCGAAACAGCGUGUAAAACGACGCCUUCCUUUCGCGUUUGGUGUGCCAUUGAAAGUUGGAGUAGACAAAAUCCUUCUUCCCAAGUCUGGUACGUGAUGACGUCCCUGACAGUCAAUGACACGGACGGCCUCGUGUCACGCCUACAGGAGCAGUACAGCAAUCUCAGAAUCGUCGGCGCGGAUGUCGAGAAGAUCUUCAAUGGCACUGGCCUGUACGGUCUCUUCUCGUCCAGGAAGUGGAUCAUGAAUGCAAAAUGGCCGGCGGUGAAGCUGAGUGACCUUAUACGAGUGGCUCUCUUGUGGCGCUGGGGCGGCUUCUACACGGACACGGACACGGUCUGCAUCAAGGACGUGUCCCCGCUGCGCAACGUCAUAAGUUUUAGCAACAGUAAACGGACUUUGAUCAGCAACGGGGCUUUUCAGUUCCAUCAUCACCAUAAGUUCCUCGAGCUCUUGAUGGAAGUGCAAACGAAGGGCUUUAAGAACCCUCAACAGCCCGCGACCUGGGGAUCCCUCGGCCCUGAAGCCGUGAGCACCGUCGCCAAGAAGCUGUGCAACGUCAAGAACUUCAUGAAUUUCACCGGAAGCAAAGACGACCCCGUAGAGUGUGAGGACUUGACCCUCCUGCCGCCGAAGUACCUCCUGCCCCUGGACUGGACGCAGAACAAGAGGCUCUUCGCCAAGGGCUCGGGAGAAUACUUCUUUAAGCUCCUUAUAUCCCUUGCCUCCAAGCACCCUCUCCUUUCCCCAGAAAUUCAACUCCACCUUCGUGAUCCACAUGUUCAGCGCCGUGACCAGCAACAGGAAAGCCCACAUCGGCGAGAACAGCAUCUACGAAAUCGCAGCGAAGACGUUUUGUCCUGUCACUUUCAAGCACGCGACAGCAGAGUCCGAUACCUUCUGAUGACUUACUGUGAUCAAGAUGUUUUUUAUAAUAUAUUUUUGUAAAAAAAGUGGUACAUGCCUAAGUCUCCGUGCCUUAUAAUGUUUACGAGAAGAGAUGAGAGAUUUCAUGAUGGUUGUUGCUAAGACUGUAAGAUAUGAAAUAUUUAUUUAUUAUUAUAAAUCUUCACACACACGCACACGCAGACACACACACACACACACAUAUAUACACACCCACACACACACACACACACAUAUAUACAUACACAUACACACACACGCACAUACAUACACACCCGCGCGCCCGUUUAUAUUUUGCCAUUUUACAUAAUAGUAAGAGGCGAUCUAAUAGAAACUUUCUUAUUAAAAAAAAAAGUCUUAUUGAAAUCUCAUUUUCCUUUAUCUCCUACUUUUAAGAGAGAUGCAUCAUUCCAGAAACAUUCCAAAUACGAGACAAAUCUCCCACCCUGUUAACUGCGGGAAAUUCUUUUCAGUGGUGGACGCGAUGCCCUAAAGGGAGGUUCUUGUACUAUGCCCGCUAGUGAUGGCAAAGAGAAAUAAAUAAAUAGAUAACUGAAAAUCUAAAGAACUGCUAUGUCACAGACUGCAAGUAAAGCACAAGGCAGACACUACACUUACCUGGCAGAUUCUUAACUGGAAUAUGAUGAGCAAAGUCUAAUAAUACUAGGGAAACAUGGACUAUACGCCAGUUGUUACUUGAUUUUGUACAAUACAUUGGCCUUAGAACUCGUAAUGAAAGAUUGCAUCUGGAAGUGUCUGAAAUGUUCCGAGUCUCGUCGGAAAAUAUGUCACUUGAUUGAAUUUUUUUUUGGUUUGAUAUAUUUAUACUACAACUGACGACACUGAAUUUACCGAAUGAAUACUCUGCUUACCACACACACACACACACACACACACAGACACACACACACACACACACACACACACACACACAC